Molecule: messenger RNA, 2073 nt
Organism: Scedosporium apiospermum
Lineage: Eukaryota; Fungi; Ascomycota; Sordariomycetes; Microascales; Microascaceae
Product: Cyclin
Exons: 2
Coding region: 1-2073 (690 amino acids)
Biological process (GO): regulation of cyclin-dependent protein serine/threonine kinase activity
Cellular component (GO): cyclin-dependent protein kinase holoenzyme complex; nucleus
Molecular function (GO): cyclin-dependent protein serine/threonine kinase regulator activity; protein kinase binding
Source: RefSeq, a predicted model, not a curated record
AUGAGGUGCGCUACUACGAAUCAUGACUCAUCCUUAAAACCGACCCUCUAUCAGCAGCCGCAGUAUGCGGACUCUCUCUCUUCGCAGUCUACCACCACCUCUUCCGGCUCCGAUUGGUCCGACGCCUCCUCUCAAUCGUCGUUCGAAUCCGUCGCAUCCUCAUCCUGGAGCCUCCGUUCAUCUUCGUCCAUCGAUUCCAUCUGCGCCGCAGCUAGAACCGACUCGUCCUGCGAUCCCCUCGCUAGACAGCCUCUACCUUCCGUUGCCGCUGUUACCGCCGCUGCCGCCGCCUCCGAUGUCGUUCCUCCCGAGUUGCGUCAAAACCCCCGUCGCACCAAUAGCGGUCUUACCUCACGCACCGGGUGCCCUCCCAAGCUCGUGCAUCAACAUGACCGAAAGGUUAACUUCGUUGACAACCUCGUCGAUGCAGCAGCACUCUUGGUCGAGGCCAUCUGGCCCUUGUCCUCCGCUGUCUGCCGAAAUGAGAUUAACAACAAGUCCGUUCUACCCUUGAGGACCUUCAUCCAAGAGACCCUCAAGAGGUCUCGCACUAGCUACUCUACCUUACAAGUAACUAUGUACUACUUAAUUCUCAUCAAGGACCAUGUUCCGCAACUCGACUUCACAAUGGAACAACCUCGGGACCACCAGGCUACGCGUGCCUUGCAAUGCGGCCGCCGCGUCUUCCUUGCCGCGCUCAUUCUCGCGUCCAAGUACCUCCAGGACCGAAACUACUCGGCUCGCGCCUGGAGCAAGAUCUCUGGUUUGCACACACAGGAGAUCAACCAGAACGAGACGGCUUUCCUCCACGCAGUCAGCUGGAACUUGCACAUUACCAACACAGUAUGGAAGCGCUGGACUCGUAUCCUUUUGGAUUUCAGGCCACCUUCGACUCCUCCUUCUCCUGGCGGCAUCAGCAUGAUGCCCUCGAGCCCCCAAAUCUCGGCCUGGAAGAAGGCCAUGCUCCAGCUCGACUCCGACCUCCUUAACGUCGAGCCUUUGAGGAACUAUACUCACGCCUCGUCCCCUAUCGCCCGCGAGACCAGCCCGGUCCUGGCAUUGGAGACUCAGGAACUUCCUCUUACCCCCGUCGUCUUGGAGCCUUCUCCCGUCACUGUCCAUACUCCUGGCCGACUCGUCCCCGCUCUUGGUCUUCUCCCGACCCCCAGACUGACCCCUCAGCCCAGUGGAUUCAGUACUCCUGCAGCGAGCACUGUUCCCCAAUUUCUCGGCAAGGGUUCGUCUAUGGGCCUGGCCAUGAACCACGCCAGCGCCGUCUCCGCUACUCAGUUUCUGGAUUGCUGGAAUGGCACUGCCAUUGCGCCUUCUCCUCAGAACCAGAUUCCUACCCGUCGCCCCUCGCUCUCGACCUUUUCGACGGCUUCUUCUCCCGAGUCGAUGAUUUCCGAUAUUUCGCGCACUUCUCGCUCGUCCUCGAUCUCGUCGUCUGCCUCGCUGGGAAGCGCGACUUCGAACGCCAGAUUGGCCGUUCCAUCGCGAUUCCGUGCUGCGAAGCUCCGCGCCGAGAGGCCCAGCUUGAAGCCGCUCAUCAUCUCGUCGGUUCCCGAAGAUUACGAGCACUGUCUCUCGUCCUCCCCCGAGCCUUACACUGGCAUUGCCGGCAAGCUUGGUGACGCGUACCUUGAGACCCCGCUCGGCCGCCGUGAAAGCGAACUUGAGGCCAUGGUAGGCGAGUCUGUCAACGACGCUGCGCGCACCCUGCACGAACUUCAGCAGUGGGGUUGUGCCUCGGCCAAGACCGGCUCCAUCGCGAGGACCGGUUCGAAGCGAGGCAGGUCUGACUCUUUGGAGAGCUCCCUCCAGGAAAAUGUUAGGGAUAUCCUUAACACUAACGUUGAGGGUGUAGAGCGAUGGCCCGAGACGCUUGUUCGAUCCAAGUCCUUUGCCGAGCGACGUCUCCAGCUCCCUGCUCCUCUGUUGACGCGACGUGGUAGCAAGCGGCUCUGCUGUUCGACCGAGGCCUCACAAGACCUCCGAGGCGAAUACAUGCUCCCUAGCCUCACUGGCGGUCUAGGAAGGUCCGGAAUGUGGGCCGGCAUUCUCCACGACUAA